Xyrichtys novacula (pearly razorfish) is the source of this 17375-nucleotide messenger RNA. The record is from the annotation of a GenBank genome assembly. Lineage: Eukaryota; Metazoa; Chordata; Actinopteri; Labriformes; Labridae.
AUGCACACGGAUGUGGUGCUGAUCAACCUACUGGUUUGGAUGGUCGGAGUGUCCGGACAGCAUUACUUAGGAGGUCAAAUGCUGCAGCCCUUCAGACUCGUCAGGUCAGUUUCACGGAAUAAGAAAAAGUGCCGUGCGUAAAUACGCGCGAAACUGUACAAUAUUAGUCAUUCAACGUUAACUAAAUCAAAUGUCUUUCAAAGUCUAUCAAAGUUUAUCAGUAAAGUAAUUUGUCCCUGAAUUAAACAGGAGUGCAGCAUCUCCAAAAGAAGAAAUACAGAGUCAGAUUGACUUUAUAAAAAGGGUUUAUUAACUUGUGUUUGGAAAAAUCAUAAUGGAUCAUAAUGGAAAUAAUAAUUUCAGAGAUCUUCACAGGCUAUUCUUAACAUUAAACCAGUAAAGUCGAGAAAUUAGUUUCCAGGCUUAUAAAAAAGAUCCUUCCAGAGCUUUACAUGAUGAGAGUUUGCUCUGUUUCUGUCUUACAACUAUAUUUAAAGUUUUUACUCCAAAACAACAACAAAAACUUGUGUUGAAUAAAUUUAAUCAUUAACUUUCAAAAUGUAACUUUUUCUAUAACACUUGGCAGGAAUUUAGACUUACUUUUGUCUUAUUGAGGAGCCCAGUGGUAAUUUAGCAAAGGGCUUCACAAUUAACUGCAUAAUAACCACAAACCAUGGCCAGUUGUAAAAUCCAAAUUGCUAGACUGCAAUUAGUUGAUAAAAGGUAAAAUGUGUCAGGAAUAGUUUUAACCAAGAAGUCCUAUAUAAAUGCAGAAAUAUUCUGCAUUUUUUAAAAUUUUGAUCUACAUGUUUAAUAAAACAUGUUUUCUUGGUACAAACUCCGAAGUGCCACAACAGCUUGUUUAACUGUAUUUUAUUUUAUUGCAAAUUAAAAUUACGAUGCAAAUUUAUCUGCACUUACUAUGAAGCAUGUUACAAUAACAGCACCUGCAAAAUAAUUACGUGUUUUCACCACAUUUUGCAGCCCUAAUUUAUCACAUAAGAAACUCUGGUGCAUUUGGUGAGAAAAACAAAUAGAUUUACUUUCAGCUGCUGGGCCUCUGCUCUGUCGUAUGAUAAUGCAAUAUUUGCAUUAAUAUUAUUAGUGUUCUUGUAUCUCUUUGCUGCCAAAAAUGUACAAAUAAAUGUGUUCGAAAACAGUCAUUAAAACAGAUUUUUGUCAUUUGCUCAUCUUAAAUGCAUAAAGAAAAAACUGUUAACUGUCUCCCUCUCUUGAAUCCAGUUUUCCUCAUUUAUCUAACACCAUGGAGACUCAAAAUGUUGUUAAUUUGUUGUUACUUGGUUGAAAACAGACAAGUAAAUAUCAUGUCAUGCCUGCAAAAGAACCAAAGCAUCACAACAUGACCCUGUGUGAUAAAUCAAGAAGAGGAACUAAAACAGAGGACAGGGGGGCAGCUAGUAUGAAGUGCUCAUAAGACAAGGAGUUAAAUUGCAAACAAUUACAUCUCAGCCUCGAAAGGCAGUUAAAGAGUUAUUAUCACAGAGGUAUGCAGAGGUAAGAUCAUUGAUCUCUUAUCAAGAGGCAGAGCUAGAAAGACUACAGUGUCCAUACACAUGACGCCUGCUCCACCAAAUAAAAGUUAGGAAACAAAACAGUUCAUAUUCUGGACCAUUAAACAAAUUCAAAAUUUCAAAGGAACUAUGAACACCAAUUAAUUCUAGGUUCCAGCAGCUCUUCUACUCAGACAAGCUCAGCAGAGACUGUACUUUCUCUGACAGCUGAUAUUUAUCCAUCCAGGUUGGCAAAAGUGGCCUCAAAAAAUCUAAAAACAUCCUUUUGCAUCCUAAGAGUCAUCUGUCUGAAUCUCCGCCCGGAAUAGAAUGUUCAAAGACAAUGUUAUGUCUGGACUAAUGUAAUGUUGGACUGUUUUAUUUUAUUAUGAUCUAUUGUCUGCUGUUAAGGAAGAGAGGGAGGAUGCGCCUCAUUUAACAUAUAGGAUGUAAAGAGGUCAACAGGUGGCAGAAUAAUCGUUCAGUAUCGAUGAUCAUAUUUUUAUUAUUGUUAGGAGCAAUAAUCGUAAUCAAAAUUGAAAUGUGAUUUAUCACCCAGCUCUAAUAUGUAUGUUGAUGUAUUUGUAUGUUGUAUUUAUGAUGAGCACACUUAGAUAAUUUCCGAUCAGCUGUUGAGUUGCCAUGGCAAAAAACCUGUGAGUUUAAUUAAACCAAACUCAGUUAGCAGAUAAUUUCCUGUCCAAAAGCACUGAAACCGCCACAUUCAUCCAGGACCUGUUUUUUUUUUUGGACUCUACUUUAUUGACCUGACCUGCUAACUGCAGGAUGUGUAAUCAAAGCUGUGAUUUUAGCUGACAGCAGCAAAAGGGGACACAUGUGCUCAGAAAAACCACUUACCGUGAUUAUAUAACCCCUAAUCUAACUGUGUUAAUGUGCUCUCUGAAUUAUUGCUAUUGUUGUGGCUUUAGGAGAGCUCAGCCGUCCGGAAAGAGGAGCACAAAUUGAAUGUUGUUUCAGUGAAACACAAAUGUUGCACAUGUUGUAUUGUCCUUCUGCUCCAAAAGGCCCAAAAGCUCCAGUUUCUGAGUGGUUUUUACUGCAAAUUUUACUAAUUUCUCUAAAAUAAAAGACACAGCCUGUUUGGCUUUGUAACCACAGCAGACAUGUGCUGUUUAGCAUGGUGACAUAUAGCCCAAAUCUCCUUAUGCACAGAAACUGACAUUUUUUUUUGUAGUAUAAGAGCAGCAGAGGCCGUUCAAGCCAAAUAAUCCUCUGGAUCGACUCAUUUAGAUGAGGUUAAAUGAGGACCAGGAGGAUCCAAACAGAGCUGUGGGUCAGAUCAUUCAGGGAAACCAGCCAGCCGCUAUAAUUUAUCAAACCAAUAAAUCCAUGCAAAGCACAACAUGGCCCCCAUGAUUAUCGGCAUGCUGUCAUUAGCCUGAUUAUUUUAGGCCCUGAGACACUGAUGUCUCAUGUUGGAAAAGCUAAUGCUAUAAACACUGUGAACAACAUAGUGUCCUCUUAAUAAAAAACAACAACAACAAAAAACCUUUGGUGCUUUAGUACCCUAGAUAACAACCUCAGCACUCAUCCAUCCACCAGAACAUCCUCAUCACCAUGGAAACGCGAUACACUACAGCUUCACAUGCUUUCAUUGUGAAGGUAUAAAUUCCAAACUAUUAAAAGUAAUUACUUUUAAUAACAAACAUAGUACUUUUAAUUGAUGACUCAUUUUCAAUUACUAAUAAAGUACUUAUAUAUCUAUCUUACUUUUGAAAAUGGCAGGGAUUCAUGUGCACAAUGCUGAUUUCUCUUUACCUUGAAAAAGAUAACAAGGAACUACUCAUAAGUUUUGUAACCAACGUACUGAUUUGUGGGACUUUUUAAAACACUUGAGCCCUUAUUUUGUAUUUUAUCACGAUUAAUUCCAUUGUAUUAAAAUGGGAUUACAGAGUAAUGUUUAUAAUGAUCUUUUUUUUUUACUGUAUCAUUCCAUUUACAGUUUCAGCCCUUUCAGUUUCAAGAUAUAGGCUGUUUUUUCAAAUCCCCUUAUCUUGUUCCUCCCUGUCUUAUCAUACUCGGUGUAAUGGUGUUGAUUAAUGUUUGCUGUAGUUUUCUCGUGUAGCUCUAGUUUAGACACAUUUCCUCCACAUGCCUCUAUUUCAGGGGUUUUCCUGGUAUUUUUUUGUUCCAUGUCACUACGACAACUUGGUUCCACCCUCCACCAGUAUAUGAAUUUGAAGCCAAAAAGCUCUUGCAUUUUUCCUAAAACCAGCGUUACGCAGUAGCAUUGUACGCACUCCACCACUUGCGGAGUAGCAUUGUGCGCAUUCGAGAGAGUCGCUGUGAUGAUACGCCCAUAGGCUGUCUCAAGUGUCAAACAUAGAAAACAUGAACCCCCUAAUAACUUUUAAAAACUGAACUGAACAGAAAAAAGAGGACUUGAGCACAAAUGUAAUUCUUUGAAUUUCCCUCUCUGAUUAAUAAAAUAUCUAUCUAUCUAUCUAUCUAUCUAUCUAUCUAUCCAUCCAUCCAUCCAUCUAAUCUCUAUAGUUUGUCUAAAGUCUGCCAUCAUACAGUCUAUGAUUAGCCACAAUAGACGCCAGUUGGUUCUGCCCCGUUAAUGAGAAACUUUACAGAGAACAUCAAGAAUUUAACUUCAAUCAUCCUUUGUCAUAAAGUCAAAUGAACAUCUAUCACUUGGCCUUAGAUUUUUUAUUUGAACAAGCUGAAGCUCGGCUGUAAACAGUCAAACUAAAGUCACAUCCAUCAUGAAUUAAAUUCACCAUAAACAGAUGAGACAUGUCCCCACUUGAUCCAGAUUAUCAUCCACAGGUGGAGAGAGAUGACCUCUGUCAAGCUGAGCAGGUUCAACCAGUGAGACAUGCUGACAGCUUAUCUCCACAGUCCAACUCAAAAUAAGAGCACACAGCAAAAAUUUAUGAGUGUGUCCCACUGAGCAUUUUUUGGUCUAAAAGAACUCCAUAGACGUCUAAAUGUGGUCGAGACAACCGGUCUAAAAUCAGGCUACCACAGGUCUAAAAAUCAAAGUUUUUUAGACGUCUAAAUUUAGACUCAAACCUGGGUUAUAUCUAAACUACACUGUAUAUUGCUCAAUGGCUAUCAUAAUUAUUUUGGUUAAGUACUUGGAGAUCAGUUAUGUAACUUACAGUGGCUUUUUUUAAAUAAAUGGGUUAAAUUGCAACGUCUAAAUUCCGUCUAGAUCUAAAAAACUAGAUGUCAAAUAGCCAUCUAUUGCUCAGUGUGGUGUUUGCCUGGGUAUUAUUAGCGCAGUAUUUUUUUCAAGAUAGAUAGAGCGGACAACUCUGCCUCUGUCUGUGUAGUGAUUAGCCCCAUGGUGUCCUUGACUCAACUUACUUUGAGAGUCAGAGGCCACAAGGAAAACCAGACGGUGCUCUCCGCACUCAUUAGCUCUUUGACCUCUUUGUAAUGCCAGUUUUAAUCAUUCCUCCGUUUUAAUGCCUCCAAGCUGUUAGCGAAGGUAAAAGCACAAUCACUGCGGCCAAGAACACAGUAAUCCAAACAGUUCACAUGAGACUAACAUCCCACCAGCAUCUGCCUGUUAAACACUCGCUGCUGGGUGUAAAAAUGAUGAGUGUGUUGGAUAGAAAUAACACUAGAACUGCAGGCCAGUGCUGGGUAUGUAACUGGGCCAAAAGUCUGCUCUGGGUGGAAGUCAAGGCAGAUUGUUGGGUCACACACACACAACUAAAACCGUAAUCUUUGCCCUCAAUGAGUUAUUUUGGUCUCUACACAACUGUUUAACAAAACUAAUCUUGCCUUACAGAGGCUGUAGAAAUGAUUUGCUUCCUCCUUCAUUUUUCAACGGCAUUGUUUUUGAAGGAUUAGAAAGUAAUUUGCCACCAGUGCCAAAAAAUUAACAUUAUUUUGACUAUUUUCCUCAAGAAAAGAGUAGAGUACUUUGAAAUUUUCCAUUUUUUCCUGGAUUAAGCUGAUUUUUUUAGCUUAUAUUUGCAGCAUAUUAUAUUAUAAAGACAUUGUCGUAACAGUUAAUCAGAUUCUUGAUAUUUCAUCUUAAGGAAACCUCGUACGUGAUUUCUCUCUUAGUCCCUUGUCAUGCAAAGCUUUGAUGGAUCAGUGGAGGCAUGACAGUCCAGUCAUUAUUCAUAGAUUCUCUCAGUGCAUGCUCAUUAUUAUGCAAUAAUACAAUACAAUUUUAUUAUAUGUUCUCUAAUCUCCCAUAGGCAUCUGGAGAGAGAUUAACGUCUCUCCUGAGGUUUAUUUAGAGUGCACACUCCUGUCCUCUGUUCAGCACUCGUCCUGCAUGAGGUGUUCAGCACAGACUCCUACCUGAGCUUUGCUUCAGUUUUGCAUCAAUACCGAGGCUGCAGGUUUUUUUAAGCCUGUUACAUAAUAACUAAUAUUCACAAUAUUAUUUCAUAGGAAUCCAAAAAUCUGAUUCUUUAUUUUCUUUUUUUUAUUUACUAGUAACAUGCCCAAUCUGACCUGCAGGAUAAUACCAGAUAAGACCUCACCACACCGCCCCAACUAUUUUGUCGUUGCUCAGUGUUGUUAAGUUGAAUCUCUUUUUCUUUGCUCUUCAUGUUUACUUAUCUAAGAGAAGAAGAACUAUAUUUAUCCCAGAGGGGAAAUUCAACAUAUUUAAAUGUAAAGGUCCUUACAUACUGGGAACCACGCAAAUAUACGACACGAAAUUACAAAAUAUUCAGAGGCGAAUUUUGACGCACCUGACUAUACACAUCAAUCCCGAUGCGAUUUUGCAACUUUCCGGAGGGAAAAAAAGACGCGUCCUAGGUGGAAGCGAGAAGACUGACAUAACAGCAGACUGAGUGUUUUUCAGUUCUGAAUAGACACUAGUGUUGAGAUGUCUGUCUGUCAUGAUAGCAUGUACUGAGUCGGGGCCAGUACCAGAUAAGCACAUUAAACUAUAAUCCAUAAACGUAAGACAACAAAUGAGACCUAAUGGUGCUGUGACAGCAACACGAUUGAGUUUGAGACAGUGAAAAUACAUAUGGUAUGUUGUAUCUGAAAAGGUUAGCUUACGAGCUAAAGUUACUUAGCACAGAUGAAAGUUAAAACAAAGACGUAUAGCAAACUGUUAAAGCACACAAACCAUCGUGUGAAAAAUCCGACGCUAUGACUCUCCACAAGUUGUCCUUCAGGUCAUUAUCUUUGUAAUGUUUGUGUCUUUUAUCAAAAAGCACUCUGUUCUCCAACACGCAAACAAUUAGCCAGUUGGCCAUGUUGGAUAUACCAGUGAAUCUGACGUCGCAACAACAUGAAAUCUGGUGUGAAAGGACCUCACGAGACAACUCUGCCAUGAACUGUUAAAAUCCACAGCGUGUCUUGUCAUGCUUUACCCUGUCCUUUAGCUUUUCAGGCAGACCCACACCCCUGCAAUUCCAGUUUGUUUUGCACUCAGCCGCAGCCACUAAUAAAGUUCGAAUGAGAGUUUAAGGGGAAGGUUAGAGCACACACUCCGCUGUGAAAGAGGAGAGGGAGGUUGCACUCCAUUCAUCCUCUUGGACAAAAUGAGCGUAAACACACAGUUUCACCAUAAUCAUAAAGGAAAUUUGGAUAAUCGCUAAGUCCUAUUUCCUAUUCACCUAGUCCUAUUUUAACUCAUGAUUUGUCUUUCCAGGUCAAAAAGAGAGAUGGCUCUAACAGAGGGAUCCACUCACAGGAUUGGCAGGUAUGAUGUUUUUGUUUUUGAUAUAAUUAGAUAGAUAACAGCGGUUAGACAGGAGAGUCUUCUAGAGGAGAUCAAUGCAGCAUGAAUGGAUUUAGAGACACACGGUCAACAAUUUAAUCACACUUCCGUUUGCAGCUGCACUUGAAGCGUAUUUUACUAAGCUGGGUAUUAUCUAGUCUUCGCCUUCAGAGUUAGGAUGUUUUUAAGAGUACUCCCUGAGCUGUUUAAAGCGAAUAAGAUAAUAGUAAAUAAAUAUCAUGACAUUAUCCAUCUAUAUCUUUCUGAAGCUGUAUGCACGGGUAUCUUGAAAAUAUACAGAUGAGCUGCAUGUGUGAACGCAAAGGCAGAAACUUUUACUCCAACUCUACUGUGAAUAUUUCCUCUCAAUCCCUGCGAUACUGAAAACAUUUCUGCAGGGAGUGACAGAGUGCAAUUGUUUUAUCUAUUGCUUCUCUUCAGUGUUUUCUUCCACUCAUCUGUUGAUACUCUGAUCAUGGAUUCUUACAUGUAGAAUUGAUAAACAUGUAUAAGUGGCUGCGUCUCACUUCCCUAAAGAUGCAUCCCUCACAGUAGAGAAAAAUCUUUUUCUCCAUGCAUCACAUGAAGCGGUGUCCAUGAGGACAUCAGCUGGUUGCUGCUGGACCAACAGUCAGCUGACUUCAAUGGCUGUCAUCAUAAUUCAUCUUCAUAAAACACAAUAUAAUCGUAACAAAAAUAAGAGUUGUCGCACAAAAAGCCACAUGCCAGUUGUGAGUAUUUUAGCUGUGGAGGAAGUCGGUCAGCUCGAUCCCUUUUCUGAGAAAUCGCCAUUAGAAACAGGAUGUAGAUUUGUCAGAUGGGGCCAACUCAAUCAUGUGAUUAAGCUAAUUUUGAGAAACCUUUACCAAGCACGCAUUUUUAGGUGAAUGCUCCUCUGAGAAAAAUUUCAGCUCUUUAAAUGUCCUUUUUUCCUUCACCUUCAUGGAAAUACUUUCAGGAAGCGGCUGAUAUCCGAUGCGCCCGCUUCCUAACCGGCAUUGUUGUUCAACAGAGCGAAGCGAUCAAUAGGAAAGUGGAUUUUGGGAAAGUUCAGUGCGUCAUUCGGAUAGUUUAAAACCAUUAAAUGAUUUUUGUUGGCCGACUGGAGGCUUUUAGCACAGGACAUCACAUAACGUUUACCUCUGCUGAGGUUAUAACACGGCUGCCUCUGAAGUUUACAGAGGAUGGAGUGGUAAAAAGAGAAAACACCUAAGCAGAGGUCUCCGGUUAUUAUUAGAAACAAAAGCCAAAUGACUACAGGGUUAAGCUGACAAAACGUAAUCAUGUUGCUAAUUUAAAUUAGUGCUGAUACCAUGUAGGAGAGACGCUCUAUUUUCUCACAUCUGUUCUCUGCAUUCAAGUGCAGGUAUUGACCAGUCAUGUUUUAGCAAACUGUUUAGAGAGACUCAAAGAGACAGAACACGUCAGACAAAAUGCUGCGACCUGAUUUCUAACUUCCUGUAAAAUGAUCUCUGCAGAUAACAACAAACAAGAGACAACUUUUUAAUGUUAAAUCUAACAGGCACAAGCUCUAAUAUCAUUUUUAGAUGAACUAAAUAGAUCUUAAACCUCACUUUUCAAAGUGUCCAGUCAAAUCUCAGAGGGAUGCUACAGCUAGCUUAUCAGCAGUCUGCUAUGUCUUCUUCAUGUGACAUGGUUAUUGUCAAUACCCAUAUACCGUGACAUCCCUACACUGACUAUGAACUGACUCCUGGUCCAGUGCCCUUGAAUAUUAAACAUAAAGUACAUCUACCAAAAAAUAAAAAAUAUACAGAAAUUGAAAGUUAAUUGUAAUUUAUGUAAGAAAGCUUGACAUUUUGGUUUAAAGAUGGACUUUCCAAUGAUCUCUCUUCCUUGUCCGUCCUUCAGCCCCAUGUUAAAGAGGAGUCCAGACAUCACCAAAGCCUGGGGGACAAAAUCUGAGCAGCUGCUGAGGAUCGAUGACCACGACUUCACCAUGAGACCCGGCUUUGGAGGUGAAGAGCUUCUUCUUACUGCAGACUGCUGCAGGCCUAUCACUCCUCAAAGAUACUUGUGUUUUAAUUCAGCAUCCAGACGAGCCAUUAGCCACAUCUGUUAGUUUAGACUUCACCUCAUCUACCCUCUCCAUCCGAUGUAUACACUUCCCAGAAUGUGGGCGGUGGGAGAGUCCAGCACAGAUGACAUAACAGCCCGGGAUUAAGUCUGAUCCACGCUGCUGUGAUUAAUUAUGACCCAGCAGCCUGUCGCUUUAGGUUUCAAUAACUUACAUCCAAAUCUGCCACAUUAGCAGCGCUCGCAGUCUGAAUCUGUGCACUUUUUAAACUCUCACACUUUGGUGCAAACUAACUCAGUCUGGUUCACAGCUUGUAAUCUGAGUGAUGGAUCAGAGGUGCAGUGGGAAGGGAUCAGGUAUCUUUAACAGUCGGUCUGAAAUUUUUUUGUCUCAUCAUUGUCUAGUUAAUGAAGUCAAAGCAUGGGCCAAUAGCCAAAUCAUAGGUGUCUUUGUGAUGUAGGCUGUUCUUAGCUUGUCAUCUUCUCGUCUUUGUCGUGGAAUAAAUGUAAUUUCUAAUCAUUUAUCGUCAUAAUUUCUGAUAAGAAAAUUAAAGGUGGGGUAGGCAGGAUCUGAGGAAGUGUCAGUUUUGGGGAGAAAUCUUAAAUGUAAACUCUACCCCUCACAACCAGUUUUCCUUUCAGCUCCUCCUCUCCCUUCCAUCUCUGCUCCAGCAAGCCCCGCCCACAAACAGACACUCCUGCUCGCUUGUAUCUUUCCAGUUAAAUUCAAAUAUAAUGCAGAUAAAUACUUCAGAUGAUUACAAAUGGGGCCCAGUCAACGUGAAAGUAAACAGCAUUGGUGCUACUGUAGAUGCCAACAGACCACCAGCAAACACAAUGUUUGCAGGACUUCUACAACUAGCAUAAAGUAACAUACUCCAGGACCCGGGGUAAACAGUUUAGUGGCGCUACAACACGCAGCAGAUCCCGUUUGACAGAAAGACUUCUGUUACAGACACUUGGCUUAAAGCGGUUUACCUGUCCAGCAGAAAGGUUACAGGGUCCGUAAGAUCCCAAAGCGUCCCCCAUCAUUGUUGAUCCUGCUUUUUUAGCUUGUCUGGGUGGUCGACCUCCUUUUUAAGCGCCCAUUAUUCCGCCAAUAAUUAGUUCAUUUUCUUGCUUGUGUUGGCAGUCGUGGCUAAAGGAGGAUUUGUUAAUUUUCUGUACUUUCUGGUUGGUUGAACUACUGUCCAAUAUUGUAGCACACUAACUUUGUUUGGGCUCCUGAACAACAUGGGGGAGCAGCAUCUGCCUCACAAUCAAUCAGGAUGGGGGAGGCGGGGAAUGGCUUUGUUUACAGUCAAAAAGAGCAGAGCGCUCUGAAAUUUUAAAAUGUUGACUACACAGACAUAACAAAACACAGCGAUAUCGUUAUAUUACCAAAUGUCAUCAAUGACUAAUAGCUAUUGACUGAUAUUAAAAGCUUUUUUGUAUGUACACCACAAAAAAAGAUGCUUCUUUAACGGAUUCCUGCCUACCCCACUUUUAACGCUGUUUUAGGCUCAUGGUAGCUUUGUAUUUACAGGACAGAAAUUUCUCUACCUUAGGGUCAUCCACCACCUGUGAACCUUUUUAUCACUAUAAUUUUAUAGCUAUCAUAAUUUAUUAUAAUCCUCUAGCAUUCUUUGCACUUGUUAGCGUAAUAUUCAUGUUAAAAUUUUUACAGAGGUAGAAACAAAUAUUUCACUGAGUGCCUUCAAGAUGUUUGAUGGAUGGGCACCAGAGUGGAGGUGCCUAGUGGCUGAGAGCUGGUUUACAUUAUCAUCAGACUACAUUACUUGGAGGUGGGAUGAAUGACUUCUUUGAUAACCGCAAUGUGAGCAGUCUUUCAAUGACCCCACCGAGGAUCCAUGAGGAUGCAGAAAAAAAAAACAGAAAUGUAAGCUCCUCUAGUUUUAAGUAAAGAGUUAUACACUUGAUGAUUUGUCAAAGGGCGUUUACAGUGGAGUUGACAGCAGAGACUGAGUGUUAAUCACUGAUGAUAGAGGUGAAGUUUAAUGUGCUUAAGUGCAAACAAGUCAAGGGUAUACGUAGAUGCAUUUACCUGCUUCUUUCUGUUUUAAACGUUAAAAAUAGACAGGGAUAUUUUUUAAAAAAAAAGGUUGCUCCAUAAUAUCAGUCAGGAUUAGAGGAUUCCCUCUGCAGGCUCUGUGCCAUUUUUUAAAGAGAAAUCUACACCGCUCUGUUUUUAUGAGGAUUUGGAUCAAAGGGAGCAGAUUUUAUUGUUGCAGGAAAAAAGGCUGGCAUUAAAAGGAGUCACAACCUCUGAACCAACACAGAUAAUCCAGGCAGUUUUUACGUCUGCACGCUCAACAUUCACCGCUGUGCUUCAAACAUCACCAUCACUUGAAUAAAAGUUUAAAGGGCAACCUGCAGGUUAAGUUUUUGACAGUGUUGAUGCCAAAGAACUUAUUCAAACAAGUAGAGAUGCAAGUGCUUUCUGCUGAGUGUAUUCUGACCUCCAUUAUUUAUCUAUGCACUUCACAAUCUUGUUGGUUGACCAAUCAGACUGUCUGUCCCCAUUCCCUUUAAGAGACAGAGGUGUUACUAUUUAUGCAGCACAUUUCAGCCUUUCUAAACAAACAGGGAUCUCACCAGCAUAUCUAACUUCCCUCUCUCUCUGCUUUUGCAGAAAACAGACAAGUCACCAUAGAAGUCACAUCAACACAUAGAUUAGGGAUACAUAUUCACAAAACUACGCCUUGUAACUUGAUUAGGUAUUUAAACUCAGGAUAUGCUAAUGUAUGGGGCAGGAUUUGAUGAUGUCUAACUCUGUCUAACUCAGUCUGUACCUUACAUCGAAGAAAAUAGGCUGUUGACAUAUGUUUCUAAUGUUUCAGGAUUGUAAAAUGUACCUAAGCAUAUUCGAGCAAGUGUGAGUGAAUCGUGUGUCUGUUUCUGAGUGUAAUUGAGAAAAUGCUAAAUAAAACUUUGCGACAUCAUGGCUGCACAUCACAAAAGAAAGCAAGCUGUGAACUCUUGCUAUUUAUGCUGUCUCACAAAUGCACCUUCUAAAUACCAGGAAAGUUCUUGGUCCGAGGUACGCCCUUAAGACAGCAAUACCACAUUCACCACACCUCUUUAAGAUCAGCACAAAGACAGGUGCCAAUUCCUGCAUGCUUUCUCUUGUUAUACACAGCAGGGUUGCAGGAUGUAAAAUUUACUGGAGCUUCAGGUGGAAACAACAAUGACACUUCUGCUGCACGCCAAAAUACUUUGCACUGGCCAUACAAUCAGAGCCCAAGACCUGAUUGAAAACGGCUGUUGAAAAGUCAGUCCUUGAUUUGUCACCAUGAUACAAAGUCAAUAAAAGGCUCAUAAUUUAACUCUUAUUCAAAGAUUGGCAUUGACAUCCAUAUUCACUGAUUCUGAACCUGUCCUUAUUAUGUGGGUCUCAAACCUGCAAGUUGCUCCUAUAUGAAUCUCUCCUGCAUGUUUUUCAGGACCUGCAGUCCCAGUUGGAGUGGAUGUUCAGGUUGAAAGUUUAGAUGCUAUUUCAGAGGUCGAUAUGGUAAGUCUGGGCCAAAUUGUAUCUUAUCCAUCAAUGGAUGUAUGAGCUGUGACAGAUGCAUAUAUUUCUUGUUUUGAAGGACUUUACUAUGACGCUGUACCUGAGGCACUACUGGAAAGAUGAGCGUCUGUCCUUCAGGAGCAACAGGAACCAGAGUAUGACCUUCGAUGGCCGUCUGGUGAAGAAAAUCUGGGUACCUGACAUGUUUUUUGUCCACUCAAAGAAAUCCUUCACCCAUGAUACCACUACAGACAACGUCAUGCUGCGGGUUUAUCCUGAUGGCAAAGUCCUUUACAGUCUUAGGUGAGUCUAAGGUUUUUUAUUUGGAGUUAUACUUAGAGUUUUCCUUAGUAGAAGAUAGAUGAGGUACAUGUUAGUCAGUGGGGCAGGUUAUGAUGUUAGUGGGUGUUCAGGGAUGUAAUUACCUUUGGCUGUCCCACCAAGACAAAGUGGCUCCAGCUGCUGCAGUACAAGAUGUGUAUUUAAGGGGAUAAAGUUCUGCCAAUUACAAGCACUAAUACUUCCCAGAGCAGGACCUUGUAAUUUUGGUGAGCGAUAGGAGACUCGAGGCCAAGAUGGAUGAUUCUGUAAUCCAUGGUACACAGCCUGGCAGAGAUUAACAGCUGGCCAUCUGCCUCCUGCUCAGACCUGCCUCAUGACGGAUGGGAACAAACCAAACUCAACUAUGAUGUCAGCAUCCAGAAAACCCCAAUCCACCAACACUCAAAGACUGAUCUGAAAUGUCUGGAAAGUGUGUCCUGUUGAGACUGCAUUCAUGGUCUCAGCGUUGACUUUGGGUCUUUGCAUCCCGGUGAUAGUAAGCUGUACAUCAGGGGUUAGUAUGUAAUUGUAAUUUUUAGACAUAAUCAUUUAUCCUCAUCACAUGACCUGAGAUAAUCUAGCGGAUGGCGCUGGUUGGAGAUUUCCCAGACUAAGGCAGAUUGGUGGGUGAGGAUGACAAUUGGCAGACCGAGCCUGUAGAUCGUGUGGUCCUCUCUGGUCCUGUGAGCGGGAUUAUGUUUUUCAUUUAUCAUCUCAGGACUGGAAACCAAAUCUGGUGCUGAGGCCUCCCUCCCACCCACACGCUAUCUGCCUGAGUGUGGAAAGGGUUACACAUGCAUGUUGAGUCUAGACUGAAAUGUCAGUGGAAAUUAUUUGCACUGUGUAUUGUCCAAGAUGUAGUCUCCUUUGUGCAGGAAGAUAAAUGCAGUUCUUUGAGUGUCCACCAGAGGCUGUCUCCAAAAGUGAGCCAAUCCCCAUAGAUCCCCAUAUCAAAAUGUCCAACAUAAUGGCUGAAAAAACAGCCUGGUACGUGAAUAAUUUAGGUUUCUGUUUCUCAUUUCUUUAUAACGUCAGCUUUAUAAAGUAAAUUAUUUUUAGUCAUAUUAAAGCUCUUGUGAUGAGUUUUUAGCAAGUCAUAAAACAGGCAUUAAAAUUGAUGCUUCCUUGUCAUCUACAGAAGCAAACAAGACUGAAAUUAUUUUUCACAAGCAGACAUUUUUAAUGUCUGGAAGUACUGCUGGUUUAAAGAGUAAUUAUUCAAAUGUUGGAAAAUGUUUAAAUACUGUUUACAACCCCUUAUACUACUUCAUGUUAUCCAUUUGUUCACUUUCUUAAAUUACCUUAGUUUUGUUGUCCCUCAUGUUAGACUGGUUGGCAAAUAUAACUGAGUGGCUGCUCGUAUACUUAGGUGGCCCACCCAGGUAUUUCCCAUAUGUGGGAUACUCUACAGACCAGUACGGGGAAGACAUAAACAGCAGUUUACAGCCAGUAUGCAAACUUUCACCACUUUAAUGUAUGUAGGCUGCAUUAGCUUACCGUGUUGCCGCACAUCAGUCUGCGUUCUGCGUUGUAACCGUAGUAAUCCAGUAGGACCAUGCUGCUUACGAGUGAGUCGUAUUUGCUUCCGCAAACAAACAAACUCCAGCAGUUGGAGCAUAGACAUAUAUAAGAAAGGCUAGAUGAUUCCAGGCGGAGUCACCGGCGUCCCAACAUGGCGGCCAUCUUACUUCAGUAUACCAUUCUGGUAUGCUCUCUGGUAGCUUCUGGAAGGUGAGUAAUCUGCAUGAUCAAAAUGCUCAUAACUCGUUGAAAUCAUGACAGAUUUAGAAACUGUUUAGUUCAUUACAGACCUCAAUGACGUGGCUUUGAGUCGGGAUGCUUAGACAUAUUGAAUAUUGAAUUUACUUUGGAAAAAAAUAGAUUUAAUCAGGAAGCACAGUUGUUUAAAAGUUGACCCAGCAAUUUUACAUCAGUUGGAGAGGCAGAGAUGCUCUUUCGAUUCAACAUAACUUAAGUUGCACAUGAUUUACAAGCUGUUUGGUUUGGUAAAAACAAUUAAAAUAGCAACAUGAGGCAGAAAUUUAUAUUGAAAUAAAUAUUUAGGCCUAUAUAUGUUAUUGCUAUAUGUUAUUAUAGUUAUCCCUAUAAUAGAACUAUUACUAAUAUAACAUACAUGAAAUGAUAAAUGAUAAACCGUUCGAAAAUCGGUUUAAAAUUAAGCUAUUUAAGGUUAUUUAAAUGCUACAUGCACCGUACACUGUAAUGUUAUGAGUGGGCGAGCGUCCCGUAGCAAGAUGGCCGCCAUACGCGGACGUCAGUCUCCAUUGGCAAACAGCGUGCGUAAACCAUCUAGCGUUUUUGUAUACAUCUAUGGUGGAUCACUCAGUGCGCACUUUUGAUUGGACGCUGGUUGCCUAGGCGCUGGGGACUGCCCCCCGCCUUUUGCGGAAGGAGGGAACUUUCAAAUAGAUAGCUGCUUCAAUCUUAAUGCAGAAAUAAAACAAAAUACAGAGAUACAUUUGAUUUUAUGUUGAAGAGAAAGAGAGGCAGCAGAUGAUGAUACUGUGGCAUCAGAGUCGGCACCUUGUUAAACUUGGGUGUGCUCCUUUUGUACAAAGCCUACUGCUACAGUACCUGCAAGAACCUUAUCCUACUUUUCACCCCUGCCACAGAGUAGGUAAAAGGAUAAUGCAUAUAAAAACAGUUGGCAAAUAUACGAGGAAGGCAAGAAAUACACUUGAACAGCCCACCCAGCUGCCUUGUUUCAGUCUGGCAACCCCUGCAGAUUGUAAAUCAUUUCUGUCGAGACAUUUGGCCUCACAUUUUACAAAGCUUGUUUUUUCUUUUACAGAGUAACAGUCACUGCAAUGUGCAGCAUGGACCUGAGCCGCUUUCCACUCGAUACUCAGACAUGUUCCCUGGAGAUCGAGAGUUGUAAGUUACUGCAGCUGAGAUUUUUCAGCCUCGGUCCUGUUUUUCAUUUCUGGUGUAACUUCAGCAGGGCGGUGUGGUUAAUUUGUUAAAUAUGAAGGAUUUACUUCACAGAUCCUCAGACAAUGCUUUUGUUUAUUCCAGAUGCAUACACAGAUGACGACCUAAUGCUGUACUGGAAGGAAGGAAACAGGUCUUUAAAUAUAGACGAGAGGAUUUCACUCUCCCAGUUCCUUAUCCAGGAGUUUCACACCACCACCAAACUGGCCUUCUACAGCAGCACAGGUACUGAGAGCACAUGCCUGUCUCAUCCUUAAAUAACUUUUAGAUUCUGACUUAAUGUCUUCUUCUCCAGGCUGGUACAACCGUCUGUACAUCACCUUCACUCUGCGGCGUCACAUCUUCUUCUUCCUGCUGCAGACUUACUUCCCCGCCACGCUGAUGGUCAUGCUGUCCUGGGUGUCCUUCUGGAUUGACCGCAGGGCUGUACCUGCUAGGGUGCCACUGGGUGAGAAAGACAGUCUUUCUCGGCUUUGUUGGCUGAUACUGAUAGUGACUUUACUAUUGUUAGUUCACAGUCUACUUGGGUGAUUUUUUUGCCCACUACAUAGAUGUUUACUGCUCUCUUCCUCACUGAACCUCCCCUAGGUAUAACCACAGUGCUCACCAUGUCCACCAUCAUCACUGGAGUGAAUGCCUCCAUGCCGCGGGUUUCCUACAUUAAAGCAGUGGACAUUUACCUCUGGGUCAGUUUUGUCUUUGUGUUCCUGUCUGUGAUUGAGUACGCUGCAGUCAACUACCUGUCUACUCUGCAAGAACGCAAGGAGAGGAAACUCAGAGAGAGGGUCAGUACCAGACAUCUACCUGUUAAAUACAAGAGGUGUUCCUAAAAAUGGGUUAAAAUCUGCCUUGUUUGGUUUUAAUUAUUGGAAGGCUGAUUUGUUUGGUUUGUUUGUUUUUCAUUUCUGUGCAGAGACUUCACAUUGCUUGUAAUUGUUUGUAAAACCCUAACAACUUAUUCGGGGCAGAGGAGCCAGACAGGAAUUCAAAGUUCAUUUUAACUAAGUUUAUCAUGGACAUGCAAUGUUUCAAAAGCAAUUUAGUUCUUGUUGUCUCCCUGCAGCUGCCGUGUACCUGUGGCUUGGCUCAUCCUGGCAUGAUGUCUGCCAGCUACAGCGAGGUGGACGCAAACACGACCGGAAAUUACGGCAUGCCGGAGGAGAAUGGGGUGAAACAGGAAAGGAUGCUGGUGCAGAUGGCCAUGGAGAGCGACCAGAUCACCGGACACGUCGGCACCAGUGCCUACAGCAACGUCUGGAUCGACACACACGUCAUAGACAAAUACUCCAGGUUCUUAUUUCCAGGAUCUUACAUCCUCUUCAACAUCAUCUACUGGUCCAUCUACUCCCAGCACACACCUGAGGCCCACUGA